CAACCAACUAUUGAUUCUGUUGAAAAAACUUUGCGAAUACUUUUGAAACACUGUAGAAGCUAUUUAUAGCGAAGAUAUUUAUCAAAAUGGAGGGAGAAUCCACGGAGUCAACACACAAUACCAAAGUAUCCGAUUCGGCAUACUCCAACAGCUGCAGCAACAGUCAGUCACAGCGCAGUGGCAGCUCAAAGUCGCGUUUAAGUGGCAGCCACUCCUCCGGCAGCAGUGGCUAUGGGGGUAAGCCCUCGACCCAGGCCAGCAGCAGCGACAUGAUCAUCAAGCGGAACAAGGAGAAGUCCCGCAAGAAAAAGAAGGCCAAAUGCACGGCGCAAACAUCGACAGUGACAUCGCUGGAGAACAACGAUGAGCAGCUGGUGCCACAGCCGUGUAGCUCGGUCAGCUGUGAGCAGCUCCAGGAGCUGCAGGACACACAAAAGUUCUGUGAGCCGCCGGCAUGCGAUCAGAAGAAGCUGAGCGAACAGCUGCUCGCCGUGGAUGACAGUGAGGCGACUAAGAGCAAACAAAGCGACCAGGCCCAACAGCUGCCCGCCGUGGCACCCCUCUCCGCCAGCUGCAGCCUGCAGCCGGGCAACGUUCCGAUUGCGUCGAGCCAUGGCCAGGCGAGCGGCAGUGGCGGCGGUGUCAAGCCGGACAAGGCAUACGAAGCGCUGCCGAGCAAACUGGAGACGAUGGCCGCUGGCGUGGGCAAGACACAGCAUCCGGAGAGGGUAAAGGAGGAGAGCUUCUGCUGUGUUAUCUCCAUGCACGACGGAGUUGUGCUCUACACCACACCCAGCAUUACGGACGUCCUGGGCUUUCCGCGCGACAUGUGGCUAGGUCGUUCCUUCAUCGAUUUUGUCCAUCUAAAGGAUCGGGCGACAUUUGCCAGCCAAAUCACGACCGGCAUACCCAUCGCCGAGUCACGUGGCAGCGUACCCAAGGAUGCGAGAUGCACCUUCUGCGUUAUGCUGCGACGUUAUCGCGGCCUCACCUCGGGUGGCUUCGGUGUGAUCGGGCGCGCCGUCAACUAUGAGCCCUUCCGCUUGGGCUUAACAUUCAGGGAGGCGCCCGAGGAGGCCCGGCCGGACAACUACAUGGUAUCGAAUGGCGCCAACAUGUUGCUCGUUAUCUCAGCGACGCCCAUCAGGAGCAGCUACAAAGUUCCCGAUGAGAUUCUCUCGCCGAAAAGUCCCAAGUUCGCCAUUCGACACACGGCCACGGCGAUUAUCUCGCAUGUGGACAAUGCCUCGGUCAGCGCACUUGGGUACUUGCCACAGGAUCUGAUUGGACGUUCCAUCAUGGAUUUCUAUCAUCACGAAGAUUUGGCGAUCAUGAAGGACACCUACGAGAAGGUCAUGAAGAAGGGACAAACCGCUGGCUCCUCGUUCUGCAGCAAACCCUAUCGUUUUCUCAUCCAAAACGGCUGCUACAUCCUCCUCGAGACGGAAUGGACGAGCUUCGUGAAUCCCUGGUCACGUAAACUGGAGUUUGUUGUGGGGCAUCAUCGUGUAUUUCAGGGUCCCAAGCAUUGCAAUGUAUUUGAGAUGGCGCCAAAUACAAAGCCCAAAAUAUCGGAGGACGCACAGAAUCGGAACGCGCGCAUCAAGGAGGAUAUUGUUAAGCUGCUGGCCGAGACGGUAUCCCGUCCAUCGGACACCGUUAAGCAGGAGGUAUCGCGUCGCUGCCAGGCGCUGGCUAGCUUCAUGGAAACGCUGAUGGAUGAGGUGACGCGGGCCGAUCUCAAACUGGAGCUACCCCAUGAGAACGAAUUGACGGUGUCGGAGCGUGAUAGCGUGAUGCUUGGCGAAAUAUCGCCGCAUCAUGACUACUAUGACAGUAAGAGAUCCACUGAGACGCCGCCCACCUACAAUCGGCUUAACUAUAACGAGAACCUGCUGCGUUUUUUUAACAGCAAGCCUGUGACCGCGCCCGUGGAGCUCGAUCCGCCGAAAUUGGAAUCAUCCUAUAUGAGUAGCGCCCGGGAAGAUGCCCGCAGCACCCUUAGUCCCGUACACGGAUUCGAGGGUAGCGGCGGCAGCGGCUCAUCCGGCAACUUCACAACCGGCAGCAAUGUCCGAAUGAGCAGUGUCACGAACACUAGCAAUGCCGGCACCGGCACCUCGGCCGGUGACAAUUCCGCCGGCGGCAACGGUAGCGGCAACAGCAACAGUGCCCCGGCCGUCACAGUGACCCUAACCGAGUCGCUGCUGAACAAGCACAACGACGAAAUGGAAAAGUUCAUGCUGAAGAAGCACCGCGAGCUGCGCGGCCGCAACGGUGAGAAGAGCAAGAAAUCGGCCAACGAGAAGAUGCUCGAGUACACGGGACCGGGUCAUGGGCAUGGCAUGAAACGCGGCGGUUCUCAUUCGUGGGAGGGCGAGGCGAACAAGCCCAAGCAGCAGCUGACCUUGUCAACCAAUGUGGGCGUCGGUGUGGGCGUGGGCGUCGGUGUCGGCGUCGGCGUACCCGUACCCGUACCGGACACCCUCUCCAAGUGGCAGGCCCCAAGUGCGCCGACCACACAGUACGUGGCGAACAACCUGAACUGCGCCCAGAACAUCAACUUGUGGCCGCCGUUCUCGCUGGGCAUCACCACGCCCUCGGCGCACAGCAGCCACACGGCUGUGGCACAGCGCAGCUUCUCGCCCCAGCACAGUCUCUUCCCCGCCUUCUAUUACAUACCGGCCCCGUUGGCCAACGCCACGCCGGCGGCGCCCAGCGUCAGUCCGCAGCGCAGUCACAAGAGCUGCGAGCAGCCGAGCACUUCGCAACAGGCCGCUGCAGCGACGGCGAUGCCGUUGCAGUACAUGGCCGGCGUUAUGUACCCGCAUCCGUCGCUCUUCUAUACGCAUCCGGCGGCGGCUGCGGCCACAGCCAUGAUGUACCAGCCAAUGCCAUUCUCCAGUGUCACCAACACGAUGCAGCUGGCGGACCGCUCCAGUGGCUCACAGUCUAGCUACAACAAGCCCGUCUAUGCGUCCCAGCAAUCGCCACCUUCGUCGUCGAACAAGACACCGGGCGCCUUCCACUCGGUGACACCCUCCCAGCAGCAGAAGGCCUCGUCGCAGGCGACUUCCGUGAAGGCGGAGCCCGGCUCGAAUUUGGCGCCAUCGGAUUCGUCCAAGAAGGGCAUACCCGACUCGCCGAUGGCCUCGGUCACCGGCGAAGGCUACUCCUCCGAUCAGCCCAGCAAUCCGCUCAUUUUGAAGCAAAAGUACACGGACAGCAAUGGCAACAGCGACGACAUGGAUGGCUCCAGUUUCUCCUCGUUCUACUCGUCCUUCAUCAAGACAACGGAUGGCUCGGACAGUCCGCCCGACAAUGACAAAGAGACCAAACACCGUAAACUCAAGUCCGUCAUGCAGUCGGAUAACAAAAUCGUGGAGCAUCCGGAGGAGGAUCAGACCCAACACGGCGACGGAUAACAGAUGACGGCGCAGCUACAGCUGUGCCCAUUGCUCCAAACCAGCUGCAGCGUUUGAUCUAGCUGCAGCCUUGGUCCAGAGUCGCCCAAAAACUCAACGCCAACCGAAUGGGCGAGCAUUACUUAGGUGGGUAACAGCUCCUGGGAUUCUCUCGCUCAUUCUCUCUCUUAUACUCGCUCUUUCAGAGUUGCCCAUACGCACACACAUAUAUACGCAUGUGCGUAUGUGUGUGUGGGUGUACGUGUUUGUGUCUGUGUUUGUGUAUCGCUUGUACUUCACUUGUGCUGGAAGGAGUCGCAGAGAUGUCAAGAUGCCAAAGAUCUAAGAUCGAGGAUACAAUAACUCAAAAGUAGCCAAAGUGCUCGACUGGACUGAUAGCCUAGAACCAUAAGCUCUUGCUCAAAACACAUUCACAUCCACAAACUCUAUAUUUAUAUAUAAACAUUAUGCUUAAGGCUGUGCUUCUUAACUUAGCUCCACAUUUUGGAAAAGUUCCUUAGUUUUCUAUCUAAUAUAUAUACAUACAUUUUUUCGGAGCUAAAAUAUACGCAAGGUUCAUACCUUAUAAAACCUAAA
Drosophila arizonae is the source of this 4001-nucleotide messenger RNA. RefSeq names its product period circadian regulator (gene per). Gene Ontology annotation, cellular component: cytoplasm; nucleus. The record is from RefSeq and is a predicted model, not a curated record. Gene Ontology annotation, molecular function: transcription corepressor binding; transcription cis-regulatory region binding. Gene Ontology annotation, biological process: circadian regulation of gene expression; entrainment of circadian clock by photoperiod; negative regulation of transcription by RNA polymerase II. Lineage: Eukaryota; Metazoa; Arthropoda; Insecta; Diptera; Drosophilidae.